UAUGUACAGGUUUUGAGCUCAACCAAGAAGUGGAAAAUGUUCCUUCAGGUUUAUCUCAUCUCCAUUGUUGUGACCGCUGUUAGCAGUCAGUCCACACUGAAUUGUGCUGGCUUCCUCAGAUUACCAGACUACAAUGACAUCAGUGUUGAUUGUGGCACAAACUACAUCAGUCUAGCCAUACAGAUCUGCCCAGCAAUCUAUGCCGGCUACAAUGAUUCAUCACUUUUUGUCAAUGCCAACACAAACGACCCGAAUUGCAAAGGCAUUGUGGAUAGUACUGUUGUUCCUCCUGUACUACGGUUCACCUUUCCCAUUGGUACAAACAACAGCUGUGGGAGCAACUUCAAUACCACUAGUGCUCCAGGCACUGGAAUUUUUGCAGACUUUUCCAACAUACAGUCACUAAACAUCAGUGGCCUGGUGAAAUCGGUUGACACCUCAGUGAGUGUGAUAACCUACAGCACUGACCUGAAAUACUUUUACUCUUGUGCCUACCCUCUGGAGUACCUGAUCAACAACACACGACUUGAUGUGUCAUCUUCUGCCAUUGCAGUGAGGGACAGAAAUGGCAGCUUCGUCAGCACUCUCAGCCUAAAGCUGUUCAGCGACACAACCUAUACCACACCUCUUAUAAUUCCCACCCAGGGGAUUCAACUGAGGUCAAAUGUGUUUGUUAUGGUCCAAGCCAGCAACCUCACUUCUCAGUACUACGUUCUGCUGGACAGGUGCUAUGCUUCUGUGUCCCGAUACCCAUCCACCUCUACCUACUUUAAUCUAUUUGUUGGGUGCGUCAGGGAUCCCGUGACCAACAUAACUGAGAAUGGUAUGAGUCAGACUGCUCGCUUCAGCUUCCCGGCCUUCCGAUUUACAGAGCAACAAAACCAAAGUGUUUCUAGCUACUACUUACAUUGCAUAACGCGACUGUGUGAGGUCUCUUCCUGUGUCACUUUUAGGACAUGUUCUGCAGGCAGAAGGAGAAGAGAGGUGAACCCUACGGUUUCAUCUAAUGGACUUACAGACACCACUACUCUCACCUCACAACUCAUCAUUACCAAACCUGAGAGCUACACAGAUCCAGCAACAAAAGAGCAAGCAUCAAUCAGUAAGGAUGCUUCAGACUCCACUACAGGCCUGGGCGUGGCAGUGGGAAUACUGGCAUUUACCUGUGUUGGAAUCAUUGUUUUGGGCGCUAUAAUAUACAAAAAACUCAAUCUUUUUAGUGCCAGCAAAAUCCGUCGUUAAAUGGACUGGAGUGACCUUCCUCCAGAGCGAUAACUGUAGGUCCUGUUAUUCAUACUCAUAUUUCCAUGGGCAAAAAAGUUUCUGGUUUCUAAAAUAUGACUUUUUUGAGGAUUUAAGAAACGAAGAUUCUACUCUGAUGUACUCUGCACACUGGGUGUAAUGUGGGAUAGAACUAAGAUAGAAUACAUUGCAAAAAUAAACACAUACUGUAUUUAUUUAAACGAAUCUAUUAUUUAAAAAAAUAUGGACCAUAAUUAUUAU
This is a messenger RNA of Clarias gariepinus (North African catfish), 1503 nucleotides long. RefSeq names its product zona pellucida-like domain-containing protein 1. Bases 37 to 1242 code for a protein of 401 amino acids. The record is from RefSeq and is a predicted model, not a curated record. The transcript is spliced from 10 exons. Gene Ontology annotation, cellular component: cell surface. Lineage: Eukaryota; Metazoa; Chordata; Actinopteri; Siluriformes; Clariidae.